This is a messenger RNA of Lepus europaeus (European hare), 6532 nucleotides long. It is a transcript of the gene MAF, whose product is annotated as MAF bZIP transcription factor. Gene Ontology annotation, biological process: regulation of transcription by RNA polymerase II; lens fiber cell differentiation. The transcript is spliced from 3 exons. Bases 171 to 1352 code for a protein of 393 amino acids. Gene Ontology annotation, molecular function: RNA polymerase II cis-regulatory region sequence-specific DNA binding; DNA-binding transcription factor activity, RNA polymerase II-specific. NCBI's taxonomy places the organism in Eukaryota, Metazoa, Chordata, Mammalia, Lagomorpha, Leporidae. The record is from RefSeq and is a predicted model, not a curated record. Gene Ontology annotation, cellular component: nucleus.
GGGGGGCGUGUGCGCGCUCGGAGGUUCCGGGCCAGCCGCCGGCGCGCGAGCUAGAAGCGCCCCAGCCCGGCAAGCUGGCUCACCCGCUCGCCGCCCAGCACAGCCCGCUGGCCCCUCUCCUGCAGCCCAUCUGGCGGAGCGGCGGCGGCGGCGGCGGCGGCGGCAGGAGGAUGGCGACGGAACUGGCGAUGAGCAACUCCGACCUGCCCACCAGUCCCCUGGCCAUGGAAUAUGUUAAUGACUUCGAUCUGAUGAAGUUUGAAGUGAAAAAGGAGCCGGUGGAGACCGACCGCAUCAUCAGCCAGUGCGGCCGUCUCAUCGCCGGGGGCUCGCUGUCCUCCACCCCCAUGAGCACGCCGUGCAGCUCGGUGCCGCCUUCCCCCAGCUUCUCGGCGCCCAGCCCGGGCUCCGGCAGCGAGCAGAAGGCGCACCUGGAAGACUACUACUGGAUGACCGGCUACCCGCAGCAGCUCAACCCCGAGGCGCUGGGCUUCAGCCCCGAGGACGCGGUCGAGGCGCUCAUCAGCAACAGCCACCAGCUCCAGGGCGGCUUCGAUGGCUACGCGCGCGGGGCGCAGCAGCUGGCCGCGGCGGCCGGGGCCGGCGGCGGCGCCGCGCUGGGCGGCAGCGGCGAGGAGAUGGGCCCCGCCGCCGCCGUGGUGUCCGCCGUGAUCGCCGCGGCCGCCGCGCAGAGCGGCGCGGGCCCGCACUACCACCACCACCACCACCACGCCGCGGGCCACCACCACCACCCGACGGCCGGCGCGCCCGGCGCCGCGGGCAGCGCGUCCGGCUCGGCCGGGGGCGCGGGCGGCGCGGGCGGCGGGGGCCCGGCCAGCGCCGGGGGCGGCGGCGGCGGCGGCGGCGGAGGCGGCGGCGGCGGCGGCGGCAGCGGCGGCGGCGGCGGCGGGGGCGCGGCGGGGGCGGGGGGCGCCCUGCACCCGCACCACGCGGCGGGCGGCCUGCACUUCGACGACCGCUUCUCCGACGAGCAGCUGGUGACCAUGUCGGUGCGCGAGCUGAACCGGCAGCUGCGCGGGGUCAGCAAGGAGGAGGUGAUCCGGCUCAAGCAGAAGAGGCGGACCCUGAAAAACCGCGGCUAUGCCCAGUCCUGCCGCUUCAAGAGGGUGCAGCAGCGGCACGUGCUGGAGUCCGAGAAGAACCAGCUGCUGCAGCAGGUCGACCACCUCAAGCAGGAGAUCUCCCGGCUGGUGCGCGAGAGGGACGCCUACAAGGAGAAGUACGAGAAGCUGGUGAGCAGCGGCUUCCGAGAAAACGGCUCGAGCAGCGACAACCCGUCCUCUCCCGAGUUUUUCAUGUACCCAAGGGAAUCCUCUACAUCAGUGAUGUGAAAAAUCCAGUUGCCUGAAGUCCAAGAGCACAAUUGACCGAGGAGUGACCAUUGCCAUGGAAACACGUCACGGUGCUGCUUGACCCUCCCAUGAAGGGUGGCUUUUGAGUGAGCCUCGGAGGCUGGAGUCGGCACAAGGAGAUAACCAGAACUCGUGGUUUGCAUCAAGGUGGAAAGUAGGCCUUCCUAACACGUUCUUGCAGUGUAAGCCCUGACACACAGACUCAGAGGGUGGUGACCCCUCAGCCUGCCCACAUCUACGCUCGGCCCAUUUCAGAUACUCUAGACCUUGGCUAAGACCCAUCCGGAUGCAACCAAGCCUUACAGAGCUGGCUUGGGGCGGGGCAGUUGGGACACAUACAGAGGGGAGAGGCCCGUUUGUAGCUCCUUGUCACACACCGGAACCUCUGAUGGAAUUUGCAUAAACAGUACUUCCUGGUUUUAAGGACCUGUCAUUUUUUCUCUGAUGUUACAAUUGGCAAAGUACACUUAUUUUCCCCUGACUGUACCAAUGCUGAUUCAAGAAGUCUACAGGUGCAAAAAAGACUUUUAUUUUAUGAACUGGGGUGAACAAAACAAAAACAGUAAAAGGACUCAGAAAUCUUGUUUCUGUUUUGCAUACCUGUCCUCCCCUGAUGCCCCAAAUCACCCAGAAACCAAAAGCAAACCUACUUUCCCCUGGCCCAAAGUCAGUGCGGCUGCCUUGGCACAGGUGUGUAGUUGUGUGGUUCAGCUGUAAAUGUAAAACACCGUAACCUGGUUUCCCUCGCGCAGGUCAUCCAAAUACUUUAACAGCACUGGGGAGCUUGGGAUUCUCGUGCAGAGAACAGGUGAAACCAACACCACGCGUUGCAAUUUGUUGCCGCCUCUACCUGCACAGCCUAAGUGGCUAGUCGUGACCCUGUCUUCACUGCAGGCGCCUCAAUCCUCAGACUGUAGCACAAGUCCCAUCCCCUCGAUGCCAAGCAAGAGAAUGCUGUGUUGCUUGCAGACUUGGAGCCGGGGGCCAGCAGGCUCUCACUUCCAGGAGUCUGUCUCAAGCAAACUGCGUCAGUCUAUCUUUUGGCACUGAGAAAAUUAGGGUAAGCACGUCCCUGUAAAGUGUUUGCUUCUUCGGACUCACUCUAAUUGUUUGUUGUUGCUGUUGGGAGCUUAUUUGGGUUAUGUUCCUCCCUAACUACCGUGACAACCCUUUCUGGAGGGGCGGGCUACUGUUUGUUUUUCCGUGGACGCUGGCCGAACGGAUUUAAUCCCUUAAUUAGAACAGCAGCCAGUGCAGAGAAAGGCGCCUAAUGAUGCCACAGGAACACGGAUGAUCUUCGGUCAACACCGGGGUCCCGCUGGAGGGGCUGACUUACAGAAAGAAACUUUGUGCAUUGGGGGGGAGGCGGAAGGAAUUUCUGCAGAGGCGCAGCAUCGUGACUUAAAGUGAAACGCUGCUUCGUUAAGAGCUGUCGUCCUGAAAGGCACUCGCAGUCCCCCACCAGCGUCUCAGAUUGACUGCCGCCCUUCCAGAUGCCAGGGUUCAAGCUCCCUUCACCUGUCUCUUGCUGAGUCUUCCGUUUUCUCCAUCCAAAAAGGACUGUCAAGUUGAUGCUUUGCGUCUGUGCUUUGCCUGGCGUCUAUUGAAAUUAUCAGCAAUACAUGAGCUAAACACCUGGAUCGAGGGGUUUGGUUGGUGGGUUUGUGUUCCGUCUCCAUUUUGCAGGAUUUGGAAAAUGCUAGCACGGGUGGGGAAGCCAGUCGGAAACGCAUUCUUUACAGCGUCCACAGGAAAGACUCGUGUAGUAAGCAUCUCGGCUCUUACACCCUUCUGGAAGGGGACUAACAUCAGGUCGGGGAGGGGAGGGCCGAGUUUCGGGGGCUCAUUGGGAAAAUCCAGCGGGCCAUGGGAUACACAGAUACAGGGCAGCCAAGGUGGCACUGUGCAGGGACCUCGGGUGCAAGGUACUGGGAGCUAGUAACACCUGCUUAACAGUCCAGGGCCACCUCCUACAGCUUAACCCGCCGGGAAUGAGGACCACAGGUGAGGGGCGGUUGGUUGGUGGGAGUCCAUUCUCUCCCAUCUCCCCUCAAGCAGUUUCACCUAAUAAUGUGGGUAUUCCAUGCAGCUGGUGACCAGUCCCGUUUAGUGACUUCAGUCUCUGAAAAGCACAGCAAGUUCCUUUGCUGGCAGUAGGCAGUGGAGGUGAGAAUUGAACUGAUCUAAAACGCUCCGAGAAAUGGACCCUCUGGUCGCUCCUCCUUUAAAUCCCGUUCUACAAACUUUCUUUUCCUCCCUGGCUCCUGCCUGCUGGCAGCCGCACAGCUGGGUUAGGGUUUGUAAUUAUUUAAAGGGAUUCUGUGGCUGGGGUUGACUCCUCCUCCAUGAAGUUAAUCAAAAUAGAGACCUUUCCCUGCUGAUGGUAGUUAAUUAAAGGGCUCCAGUACAUAUAGCUGUGGUGCGUCUCCGGCUUGUUUAUAUUACAGAAUGAGAUGCAUUCCUGAUAUAUAGGGAACGGAGGAGAAAGUUAACCGGGCUGAACGUCUUGAGAGAACAGAAUUGUGUGUUUGCUCCCUUUACUUCUUUUCCUUCUCUUGUUUUAAUGGAGCCAAUGGAAUCCUCUCUAAACAUCGCACGUUGCACGCGGUGGCUUUAUCAGUGGUUGGAGGCAGGUGCUGCGUUAGCAGGCAGCAGAGUCCCGGGGACGGAUUGCGUGGUGCUGUCCUGCUCUCGGCAGUGGGCAGUGAGGUAGCCCAGGGAGAUCAGCAAUCCCACUACUCGCACUGACUUGGUUGACCCAAGGUAAGAGCUGCGUCCUCUUCCUUUGCUCUGGUGGGUAGCGCAGACCUGAAGUUCUGUCUCCCCCGUGCUCGGCGGUGGUUUAUUUGCUACUCAUUUUGCCCAGACGUCUUCCUUCUUCUCUUCUGCUUCGAGUCCCCAGAACCGGUUCUCGCCAAUGCUCAGUGGAAUGAAAGUGUGAACCAUGUGGCCCAGCACAAGACCUGUGCGUUCUGAGGCCUGAGCUUGGAUGGGCCCUGGCAGGGAGGGAGAGCGAGCAGGCUUAUGAUGAGGCCAGGAUUUUCAGGAGUUCGGCUGCCCAGGUCCGAGAGCUCCCAGCUCCUUUCUUGAGAAGCCUCCUGGAAUCUCUCAGUACAUCUGGAGUCCCCGGCAUCUCUCUCGCUUGCUCACGGCCUUUCCUUGUGCUUUACGCUCUGCUAACCCAGAACUUACGUGAGUGCCGCCCUGAGUCGGGCCCCUGCUUAGUCGGCAGCAGGAAAGUCGUUGGUCGAAGCGUGAUGUAUGCUGAACCCAGAAGGCUCCGUGGGCAGUUGGGGGAACCUGGUCGUGCAGAAUGUAGCAUCUGUUUGCUCUGAUCUUCGAUUGCUUCUUAUCGUUUCGGUGAGAGCCUUGUCUAAGGGCUAAAAGGGCUAUGGUCAAUAGGUAGCACACAAACCAUGCUGUCAGCCAUCCCCACAGACCUGUGCACAGGACAGCCAGCUCCCAAAUAGGGCUGGUGGGAUUGGAAUUGGAGAGUUUGGACUCUGGCCUUGGAAGAAAAGUACAGGGUUCAACUUGGUCCCAGCCUGAGCGUGGGAGGUUUUACAGAGGCGGGGUGAAAUGUCACCCUGUUCUAGAGAGGGCAAAAAAUAAGGAAGGAUUUGUUUUUGUUUUUUUGCCUCCUGUUGUAUGUGAGCUGGCUGAUACUCGUAAUGACAAACUUGCCAGUGCUGUUACUGAGAUAGUGCUAUUUUCCAAGGCAUUGGGCGGGGAGGCCAGGUGGGAUAGGGGGCUGCUUCGGAGCUUCCGCCUGUCAUCACUCGGCACUUCAUGGCCACAGCCACAUCCAGUGCUCCCCUCCCCCACCCCCUGCUCAGCCUCUUUGCCAUCCACAGGAAGAAGGCACCUCCCCGUGUUUGCCGCGGUUACCCUGGGAGAUUUUCACUUUGGGAGAGAUGAGAUUCUAGCUUGCGAUUUCAUUGUAAAUUCAUCAGGACAGAGCUGCAGAGUUAUUGAGGCUGCGCUUAUUCUGAUAAUGCAUCUUUUUACUAUUUCUUUAAAAUUUAAUUGGGCAGGGGCCGCCGUGUGGUUUUGACUCCACGCUUAGUUUUUUCUCUUUGCCUCCUUUUGUUGCUAUUGCAAGCUGCAGCGAAAGUGACUUGUAAUUUAUAAUCAAAGUUUGGUAUCGUUAAACUAAACUGUAAAAACCGACUUUGGGGUUUUGCUCAUAAAAUAAAUAUUGGAAAAAAUAUUGCAACGAGGCUUGUACAGUGGGAGCGGCGCCAGUACAUAUAUAUGGGUGUGUAUGAAUAUAUAUGUAUGUGUUUUGUUUCACAGACUGUUAGAGCUGAUCCUGAAACGCAUCUUCCAAAGCUGUGACUUUUUCAAAAACAUUCAAGUAGGAGGAUUCACUGAAGAGGGUGUGAACGCGUUCUCCUUAAUGCACCUCUAAUUUGUGAUUUAAACUCCAUUCAUAAUUCACAUUACCUUUUCCCCCUACUAUUUUAUGUUUGCGCUAACGAGUUAGAGUGUGUGUGCUAGACUUCUCUGUCUGUGAGCUAUGGUGCUCCUUAGCUCGCAAGACUUUUUUUUUUUCUCUCCCCCUAACAAGGAAGCUCAUUUAGAAAGAAAUGUUUAUGUGAAGUGCUUGUCAGCUGGCAUUUUUACUGGUUUGCUAACCCAAAGGUAAAAUAUAAAACCAUGUCUUUUCCUCACUGGCUUGUUGUCACUAGAAGGGUCCUUCCCUUGUUAGCUUGAUAAAUAAUUUUACUAGGGGGACUCUGCUGUAUUUUUAUGCUUGCUGUCUGUUUUCUGCUUGCCGCAAAUAAAUUUCUGUACUCAGAGGGCACUAAAACUCCAAACACAUGGCUUUUUCCCAUUUUGCUGCUGGUCUCCUGAAGUAGUUAUUCCAUCUAGAGUUUUUUAAUUAAUUUUUAAAGGGUGAAAUGUGUGAUUAAUAUCGAACAAAAAUGACUCCUCUGUUUAGGGAGAACAUUGGGUCUGAACCUGGAGGGACAUCAUCGUGAAAGGCUGCAUACGUCAGACCCUGUGUAAUAUUUGUCAAACUGAAGACAGGUGUUAUUUAUGGGGCGAGUCCUGAACUUUUCUCAUUAUACACGUGCAUGUCUGUCUUCCCAACUUUAAAUAUUAAGCUGUUAAUAUGAGAAAUGAAUAGGGCUGUGGAAUUCUAUCUAGAAACA